ACGCUGCGGUUAAGUAGGGUCGGAUUUAACCGUCCCAGGGAAGCGCGCCCGAGCUGGAUCGCGGAGCGGGCUAAGGUAGUGAAUUCCUAAGAAGAAAAUAAUGGAUUGCAUAUUAUUUGUUCUCUAAUUGUUUGAACUCAGAAGUGUGCAGGUUUGUUGCAAAAGCCAAAAGAAGAUGGCAACUCCUUAUGUCCCAGUUCCUAUGCCAAUAGGGAACUCUGCUUCCAGUUUUGCAACCAACAGAAACCAAAGAAGUUCUUCUUUUGGGAGUAUCUCAACAAGCUCAAACUCUUCCAAAGGCCAGUUAGAAGACUCAAAUAUGGGUGCAGAUUCUUCCAUUGAGUAUUCUGCUAGACCAAGAGAAAGUGAAGAACAAAAUCCUGAAACAGUGAAUUUGGAAGAUAGACCUUCUACACCUAUUAUCCUGGGUUAUGAGGUGAUGGAAGAAAGAGCUAAAUUUACUGUAUAUAAAAUACUAGUAAAGAAGAGUCAAGAAGAAAGCUGGGUAGUUUUUAGAAGAUACACUGACUUCUCUAGGCUUAAUGAUAAAUUAAAAGAGAUGUUUCCAGGCUUUCGAUUAGCACUUCCACCAAAACGCUGGUUUAAAGAUAAUUACAAUGCCGACUUUUUAGAAGAUAGACAAUUAGGAUUACAAGCGUUUCUUCAAAAUUUAGUAGCUCACAAGGACAUUGCUAACUGCCUUGCAGUGAGAGAAUUUCUUUGUCUGGAUGAUCCACCAGGUCCAUUUGAUAGCCUAGAAGAAAGCAGGGCUUUCUGUGAAACUUUAGAAGAGACAAACUACCGUUUUCAAAAAGAACUACUUGAAAAACAAAAAGAGUUGGAAUCACUGAAGAAACUGCUCUGUGAGAAGCAACUUCUUAUAGACACGCUAGAAAACAGAAUCAGGAACUUAUGUUUAGAACCUGAAGAAUCACUGCUCGUGUCAGGAACAGAAGGUGGACAGAUCCUAAAGGUGGAGUCCUCUGCACUUGAGGUUGAUCAAGAUGUCUUAGAUGAAGAAUCUAGAGCUGAUAAUAAGCAAUGCUCAAGUUUUAGUGAACCUGAAAAUUCCAUAUCAGACAUAGAAGUGGCAGAAGUGGCAUAUAAUGUGGAAGACGACUAAUGCAUCUCAAGUGGUUCCUUCCAUUUUUACGUUCCUGCAAAUUUAGAAUAGAGUAGCAGAUAUUUAAAAAAAAAAAGAGACUGAAGCAUUUACAGAAAACAGCAAGAUUGCACAUGUAUAAAGUUUACAUAAAGAAAAAUUUAAGUUAUUGGUAUAGGAAAUAUAUUCACUGUU
Molecule: messenger RNA, 1297 nt
Organism: Eubalaena glacialis (North Atlantic right whale)
Lineage: Eukaryota; Metazoa; Chordata; Mammalia; Artiodactyla; Balaenidae
Gene: SNX16
Product: sorting nexin 16
Exons: 9
Coding region: 176-1123 (315 amino acids)
Biological process (GO): protein targeting to lysosome; endosome to lysosome transport; early endosome to late endosome transport
Cellular component (GO): early endosome; extrinsic component of endosome membrane; late endosome
Molecular function (GO): phosphatidylinositol binding
Source: RefSeq, a predicted model, not a curated record